Molecule: messenger RNA, 1043 nt
Organism: Pseudomassariella vexata
Lineage: Eukaryota; Fungi; Ascomycota; Sordariomycetes; Amphisphaeriales; Pseudomassariaceae
Product: ubiquinol-cytochrome c reductase iron-sulfur subunit, mitochondrial
Exons: 3
Coding region: 60-761 (233 amino acids)
Biological process (GO): mitochondrial electron transport, ubiquinol to cytochrome c
Cellular component (GO): membrane
Molecular function (GO): 2 iron, 2 sulfur cluster binding; quinol-cytochrome-c reductase activity
Source: RefSeq, a predicted model, not a curated record
CGUAAACACCUCAAAGGGACGAACUGAGACGUUGCAAUUGCCCACCUUCCCCUAUCGCCAUGGCGCCUCUCACAAUCGCAUCCCGCGCUCUCGCGCGAGAGGCCUCAAGAACCGCCGGCCGCUUGACCACUGUUCGCGCUAUCAGCACCUCGGCCUCCCUGCGCGAUGCCCCGGCUGGCAGUUACUCGAGUCCCUUUAAAGGCGAAUCCAAAGCAAAGAUCCCCGACUGGAGCCACUACGCGGCCAAGGGCAGCGGGAGCACGAACCUGCUGUUCAGUUACUUCAUGGUCGGCACCAUGGGCGCCAUCACUGCCGGUAGCGCCAAGUCGACUGUCCAAGAAUUCCUGAAGAACAUGUCGGCAUCCGCAGAUGUCUUGGCCAUGGCCAAGGUCGAGGUUGACCUCAAUGCGAUCCCCGAGGGCAAGAACGUCAUCAUCAAGUGGAGAGGCAAGCCCGUCUUCAUACGACACCGCACCGAGGGCGAGAUCGCGGAGGCAAACAAGGUUGAGGUCUCAUCUUUACGAGAUCCCCAAGCGGAUGAAGACCGUGUCCAGAAGCCCGAGUGGCUGGUCAUGUUGGGUGUCUGCACGCAUCUGGGUUGUGUUCCAAUUGGUGAGGCUGGCGACUAUGGUGGCUGGUUCUGUCCCUGCCACGGUUCUCACUACGAUAUCUCUGGACGCAUAAGAAGGGGACCCGCUCCUCUCAACCUCGAGAUCCCGGCCUACGAGUUCCCCGAAGAGGACAAGCUGAUUAUCGGUUAAAUGCGACUUGGGUGUAUGAAUACUAGACUGGCGGGGAAGGUGCAAAGGUGGAAGGUGAUGCGUCCCUCUGAACCGACUGGGUGCUAGUUGGGCGGAACUAGACGUCAUGGAAAACCAUGAGGGUCCACUGGGGGCACUUGCUUAGACGUUCUCUGGCCUUGCCGAUCCUGUACAAAACAAUACACAUCGAGUGGAAAGAGAGAUAUGCCUUAUUUGUUUAUACUAUUUGUCCUUGAGCCCUCUGCUAUGCUUGUUGGUCGGCGUCCUAUGUUUCUGCUUGGG